Gossypium arboreum is the source of this 1512-nucleotide messenger RNA. RefSeq names its product metalloendoproteinase 2-MMP. Gene Ontology annotation, cellular component: extracellular matrix. The transcript has a single exon. Gene Ontology annotation, molecular function: zinc ion binding; metalloendopeptidase activity. The coding region runs from base 339 to 1442 and encodes 367 amino acids. The record is from RefSeq and is a predicted model, not a curated record. Gene Ontology annotation, biological process: proteolysis; collagen catabolic process; extracellular matrix organization. Lineage: Eukaryota; Viridiplantae; Streptophyta; Magnoliopsida; Malvales; Malvaceae.
AAAGACUUUUCUUUUGCCCCCAAUUCCCCACCAAAGUGGCGAAUUCAAAACUAAACAAACACUAAAAACAUCAGCAUUUAGAACAUUCCCAGAAAUUAAACCAUUCCUUAUUUUCUCUAUUUACUCUCUCAACCCCCAUCAUUGUCUUCUUCCCCCACGACUUUUCAAAUAAAUAAAUACAAACUCCACUUUUACAUUCAAAGCAACCGGCUUUCAACUCCCGGGGACAAUAACAAAGGUUUUUAUACUUUUGGGUUUUUCUCUCUUUUAUCUAUUAUAUAUCCCCAUUAUCAUUUCUUUUUCAAACACAAACAAGGGAAGCUCAAAGAUUAACGAAGAUGAAGUUUCAAGUUUUGGUGAUUGCAAUUUGGGUUUUGGUAUGUUUUGGUUCAGUUUCAGCUAGAUUCUUUCCCAAUAUCACAGAUAUUCCGUCAUGGAUUAAGAACAACGCCACGUCAAAGGCCCCAUGGGACGCCUUCAAUAAAUUUGCCGGCUGCCGGCCUGGCGAAAAACGGGAAGGUUUGUCGCAGCUUAAACAGUACUUUAACCGUUUCGGUUAUAUACCCAACUCGCCCUCUAAUUUCAGCGAGGACUUCGACGAUGAGUUAGAAAAUGCAUUGAAAACAUACCAGCAGAACUUCAACCUUAACGUCACUGGUCAACUGGAUAAUCAGACUCUUCAACAGAUCGUACGGCCUAGAUGCGGUAACGCCGAUGUAAUCAACGGGACGAGUUCCAUGAACUCAGGUAGAUCGUCGUCUUUUCACACUACCGGACACUUGCACACGACGGCGCAUUUCACUUUCUUCCCGGGAACACCGCGUUGGCCUUCGAACCGGCAGGACUUAACGUACAGUUUCUUGCCGGCGAAUGGGUUGACCGACGAAGUAAAAGCCGUCUUCACGAGCGCCUUCCAGAAAUGGUCAACCGUUACGCCGCUGACUUUCACACAAGUGGAUUCCUACUCCUCGGCGGACAUAACGAUCGGGUUUUACACUGGAGACCACGGAGACGGCGAGCCAUUCGAUGGGGUUUUAGGGACGUUGGCCCACGCUUUUUCUCCAACGAGCGGAAGGCUCCAUUUGGACGGGGAUGAGAACUGGGUAGUUUCUGGUGAUGUGACGAAGGCAUCGGUGUCGACGGCGGUGGACUUGGAGUCGGUGGCCGUUCAUGAGAUCGGGCAUCUGUUGGGUUUGGGGCAUUCGUCGGUAGAGGAUGCGAUUAUGUACCCAUCGAUCACUUCGCGGACGAGGAAAGUGGAACUGGCGGACGAUGAUAUCCAAGGGAUUCAAUUGUUGUACGGCACUAAUCCUAACUAUAACGGUUCCACCACUUCGAAUACGCAGGAGAGAGAGAGUAGCGACGGCGUUCCCCGUUAUCUGGGUCCACGGUGGGGCCUUGCUCUAUUCUUGGCCGUUGGAUUUGGGUCUUUAUUUUUGUAGAUUCUUUAUUACGUGCUCUGUUGAUUAUGAAUAAUUUAUAGACAUACUUCUUAUUUUAUUUUUUUAUAAA